UCCCCGGCCACGUAAGUAACUAUUAAUACCGCCUCGCCGCCGGGAGAUGCCGGCUUGCUGAGCGAGGGGAUCGGCCUCCGGAUCGUCGGCGCUCCCCCUUCAUUUUUAAAUACAUAUUCCUCUCUUACCUCUCCGGGGGAGGGGAGAGCAACGAAGAAGCAGAGGAAAAAGUGUCAGUUUUCUUUAAGCCGAAUCCCGCAAGGAAAUCAGGGUUUCGGCUUGGAGAAGGAGUGGUGGAAAUUAUCCCCAGGCAAGAUCCAGCUAUACAGCCGGGAGGAGACGCCUGGAGUUGGCCAGAUCGGAGGUUCAUCACCUAAGAACGCCGGGAGGACCCCAGGAAGCCGGUGCCUGGGGAAUCGGAGACCCCUGGGCUGCCGCCGCCGUCCCAGACCCCCUUUCUCGCUUUAUUCCCGAGACCCGGGCAUGAGCUGUCGCUGACCCAUCGCGCGGCGGUACCCGUCGCGGUACCUGCGCCGGCCCGCUCCGGUCUUCAACUCCAUGCCCAGCUUUUGCAAUCUUUUGUUGGCAGUGCUGACCGCUCCAAGUUAAAUGCUCCCUCGUAAUUUUUGUUUUGUUUUGUUUAAUUUCUGGAGCGCGCUCGCGAUCUUAGCGAAGACUCAGACGCCAUCUACAGUUCAAACGUAGGUAACUGCCCUCUCCAGCCAUUCCACCGCCACCCCCACCCCGCUUCCACGCCCCCCACCCUUGCCUUUCCACCAAAAAAGGGGGUGCAGCACGGAUUCCGUGUGCGGUGCGUCGCGAGCCGGGAGACUCGCGUUCCUUUCCCUUUUCUUUUUGUCUGGGCUCUAACGCCUCGCGAGUGAGCCGCGCGGCGGACUGGACCGAGACUGCAGAAACUACCGUAGGGGCUUCUCCGCCCCGGCCGCGAUUCGGAGCCUGCGUGGGGUCCCCUCGGGAAACCCAGCGCUGCAGCACCCCACCUUUGCAAUCCGCUCACUCGCCUCGAUAGGCGUUGCGAACGGGGGAGGCCGAGAGAGAAACUAAAAGUGCAACGCAUCUGCAAAUCGCCGGCUGCUUUUCAGUAACAAAAGGACCCCGGCCGGCCGCUGGCCCACCGAGUGCUCCCUGGAGCCAGGUUCCCAGCAGAGAAGGUGCCCAGCGCUGCCUGUUGGGGGGCUCCCAACUACUUCUCCACGCCACCCUUUUCCCUCCCCUCCCCUCCCGUCCUCCUUUCAAAUCCGUGACACUCAGGCGCCUGCAGCCGCACUCGCCCAGCGACGACUCAUCUCGCCAGCGGGUUUUUUUGGUUUGUUUGUUUGUUUGUCGUGUGUGAUCCCCACACUCAUGAACAUACACAGAUCCACCCCCAUCACAAUAGCACGCUAUGGGAGAUCGCGGAACAAAACCCAGGAUUUCGAAGAGCUGUCGUCAAUAAGGUCCGCCGAGCCCAGCCAGAGUUUCAGCCCGAACCUCGGCUCCCCGAGCCCGCCUGAGACUCCGAACUUGUCGCAUUGCGUUUCUUGCAUCGGGAAAUACUUGUUGUUGGAACCUCUGGAGGGAGACCACGUUUUCCGCGCCGUGCAUCUGCACAGCGGAGAGAGGUUGGUGUGCAAGGUGUUUGAUAUCAGCUGCUACCAGGAGUCCCUCGCCCCGUGCUUUUGCCUGUCUGCCCACAACAACAUCAACCAAAUUACUGAAAUUAUCCUGGGGGAGACCAAAGCCUAUGUGUUCUUUGAGCGGAGCUAUGGGGACAUGCACUCCUUCGUGCGAACCUGUAAGAAGCUGAGAGAGGAGGAGGCGGCCAGACUGUUCUAUCAGAUCGCCUCGGCGGUGGCCCACUGCCACGACGGGGGCCUGGUGCUGAGGGACCUCAAGCUGCGGAAAUUCAUCUUCAAGGAUGAAGGAAGGACCCGGGUCAAGCUGGAAAGCCUGGAAGACGCGUACAUCCUGCGUGGAGGUGACGACUCCCUCUCCGACAAGCACGGCUGCCCGGCCUACGUGAGCCCAGAGAUUUUGAAUACCAGCGGCAGCUACUCAGGCAAAGCCGCCGACGUGUGGAGCCUGGGAGUGAUGCUGUAUACCAUGUUGGUGGGGCGGUACCCUUUUCAUGACAUUGAACCCAGUUCCCUCUUCAGCAAGAUCCGGCGUGGCCAAUUCAACAUUCCAGAGACCCUGUCCCCCAAGGCCAAGUGCCUCAUCCGUAGCAUUCUUCGGCGGGAGCCCUCGGAGCGGCUGACCUCCCAGGAAAUUCUGGACCAUCCUUGGUUUUCUACAGAUUUCAGUGUCUCGAAUUCAGGAUAUGGUGCUAAGGAAGUAUCUGACCAGCUGGUGCCCGAUGUCAAUAUGGAGGAGAACUUGGACCCCUUCUUUAACUGAGCUCCCGCCCCACAGAGGGACUAGGUAUUUCCCAGGUACCAGGAGCGAGAGAGGGCACCGAGAGGGAGUUCUUCCAGGGAACACACAUCGCCCGCUUGGUAGCAAGAAAGACAUUCACACUCACACGUUUCUUGUUUCAAAGAAGGAAAACCUUCAAGGAGCAGACAAAACAUGGAGCAUGGGGGCACGGGGCACAGGAUGGGGCUGGGCUCUGGGGUGAGGUCUCAUGGGUGGCAUUUAAGCAACAGGGGACACUGUCGGGCUACUCUGCCCUUACAGGGUCCAGGAGCCCACCCCUGCCAGUGGGGCCACGUCCGCCUACCCUACUUCCUGUUCUGUUCAAAAGUAGUUGUAGAUCCUGACAGGACUGAAUCUCUGCCUGGGACACACAUCUUGGCAUCGCACUGUUAGCGUUCAACGCCUUGUCUUGAUUCAGGGCAGGUACAAUUGGCCAAGGAUUUUUUUUUUCCUUCUUUUUAAAACAAGCCAAGCACCAAUCUGAUCAUUCAUGGGGUUCACUUCAAAAUAAUUCGGUGCACACAGACUUACAAGCAACCUGGGUGCUAAACUAAAAGAAAACAAAACGACAGUCUAGUUCGUGUCUCUCUUAAUUGCUCUCUUCAAAUCAGUUCUUCUAAAUAAACGAUUUCAUAUCCUGGUCAGGAAAUAACAUGUUAAUGCUUUGCUCCCUGAAGGGGGGGAAAAAAAAAGAAAGAAAAGAAAAUCUGUCCUUUGACAAGUUAUUCUGUUCUGUGUCAAUUGGUUUGUGGCAGGAAGCUAUUAGAAGCCAAACUUCCAGAUGUAUUACCGCUAUCAUCAUUUAAAGUAGAGGGGGGUGCAAGGGAGGGGAGGAGAAGAAAGAAAAAAAAGAGAAAUUCAA
This is a messenger RNA of Echinops telfairi (small Madagascar hedgehog), 3217 nucleotides long. RefSeq names its product tribbles pseudokinase 2 (gene TRIB2). Gene Ontology annotation, molecular function: ATP binding; mitogen-activated protein kinase kinase binding; protein kinase activity. The record is from RefSeq and is a predicted model, not a curated record. The coding region runs from base 1306 to 2337 and encodes 343 amino acids. Gene Ontology annotation, cellular component: nucleus. The transcript has 3 exons. Lineage: Eukaryota; Metazoa; Chordata; Mammalia; Afrosoricida; Tenrecidae. Gene Ontology annotation, biological process: positive regulation of proteasomal ubiquitin-dependent protein catabolic process; protein phosphorylation; regulation of MAP kinase activity.